AUGAAUGCCAGAACAAGACAGCCGACAGGAGCACCCACCAAACCUGUCAAACCCAAAACAGUGCGAUAUUGGCCAGGAAAAGCACCUAUAGCAGACGACCCACUUGAAUCAAGUGAUUCCAACCCAUCCGACACUGAACACCCUACACCACUGGAUCCAUCUGAUGACAACGAAGAUGAAGACAUUACAGAAGCCGUUAACCAACGAAUGGUUUCCUCUACUCCUGCAACAAGUAUAUCCCACACUUUAAUAUCAAAAGAUCGACGACUAAACCGACUUUCUCAGCGUAGUCAGCGUGAUGAAGCACCCAGUCUAUCACGAACAGAUUCCGAUAGUGUUCAAAUCCGAGUUUCUACAACCACACUAGAAACCCAAGGGAAUGAUGGAGAAGCCGAUGCAAGCGAUGUUGAAGACGAGAAUGCAUUGAAACGGAGAGAACGGAUUCGUGAGCAAGCGCUAUUACAUCGUACACGAGAAGAAGCCAGUGCUGCAUUUGCUGAAAACCGCAAGACAUUAGAAAAAAAAAGAGUUCAAGAUGACGACGAUCUAAGCGGAGAUCAAAACGAAACAGAUCAAGAUAGUGAGGAGGAGGAUGAAGAUGAAAGUGAUGAGGAGGAGGAUGAGGCAGGCUACUCGUUGCGGCCUAUGCUCAAGCCCAUAUUCGUUCCAAAAAAGCAUCGUGAGACUGUCUUGGAGCGAGAUCGGCUGAUUCAAGAGCAAGAAGACGCAGAAAAGGAACGGAUAGAGAAACUAAAGGAGCGGAAAAAAGAAUCUCAAAAUCUAGUAGAUGAGCUCUUGCAAAAGGAAUUGGUUGAAGCACAAGCAGAGACACAGAUUUUGGAUAUAGAUGAUACGGAUGGACUGGACGAAGUAGCAGAAUAUGAAGCAUGGAAGCUUCGUGAGCUGCAUCGUAUAAAGCAGUAUCGGGAAGAACGAGAUCAGCGCGAUGCCGAAAUGCGUGAUAUUGAGCGAAGGAGAAAUAUGACGGAUGCAGAGAUUGCAGCUGAAAACAGAUCACUUGGUCUAGGUGAAAAGGAAAAGGUGAAGCACGCAUUCAUGCAAAAGUAUUACCACAAAGGAGCGUUUUAUGUCGAUGAUGGGCGGAUUGGCGAUGCUCUGAAAAAAACAGAUGGAGAUGCACCUACGCUGGAGGAUCGGUUUGAUAAAUCAGCUCUGCCUGCCGUAAUGCAAGUCAAAAACUUUGGUCGGGCAGGCCAAACCAAAUACACGCAUCUACUGGAUCAAGACACGACAAAUGUUGAUUCGGCUUGGAGUAAAAAGUCGGAUGUUAAUAAGAAGAUGACGAAUAGACUUGGUGGAAUGAAGAGUGUAUUUGAAAAGCCAACAAAAAAAAGACGAGCAGGCGAAUAA
Messenger RNA from Batrachochytrium dendrobatidis JAM81, 1371 nucleotides. RefSeq lists its product as uncharacterized. Gene Ontology annotation, biological process: mRNA splicing, via spliceosome. NCBI's taxonomy places the organism in Eukaryota, Fungi, Chytridiomycota, Chytridiomycetes, Rhizophydiales. The record is from RefSeq and is a predicted model, not a curated record. Gene Ontology annotation, molecular function: RNA binding. The transcript has 5 exons. Gene Ontology annotation, cellular component: U2-type spliceosomal complex. Bases 1 to 1371 code for a protein of 456 amino acids.